Penicillium pulvis is the source of this 420-nucleotide messenger RNA. RefSeq lists its product as uncharacterized. Bases 1 to 420 code for a protein of 139 amino acids. NCBI's taxonomy places the organism in Eukaryota, Fungi, Ascomycota, Eurotiomycetes, Eurotiales, Aspergillaceae. The transcript has a single exon. The record is from RefSeq and is a predicted model, not a curated record.
AUGAGUGACCGCAUUUACGCAGCGGAUACUGGCUACCCAAGUGACUACGAGCCAAGUGCUUCAUACGACACCCUCGGAACAAACUAUGAUUCGACCGGCACGACAUAUGAUCUCACAGUCGGUUAUUCUCCAUCAGGCUACGGCACGACUACCACCGCCGCCACUGGUCUCAGCUACGAUGCCGACGCUUAUGACACUGGGUAUGGUACAACAGCAUACGAUCCCAGCACCGGUGCAUACGAUCAACACCUCGACUAUCGCACCGAUGACUCACGACGACACCACCGUGAGCGCCUCGACUCUACCGGCACAUACCGACACCGGGAUGUUGACCGCCGCGACGACGGAAGUACCCACGUCCAUCGGGAAUACAUGAACCCCAAUACUGGUACCAGCUACCACCGUGACUAUGAGCGUUGA